AUGAUCAACCUGAAUGUGGAUGAUGAGGUACAGUUUGUGAGAAGAACUCUGAAAGUCAAAAAGCCUCGAUUUGAUGCAUCUCUGGUUUAUUUGACCCGAAAAUUCAUGGAUCUUGUCAAAACAGCUCCAGAUGGCGUCCUUGAUUUAAAUGAAGUAGCAACAACUCUUGGAGUACGAAAACGAAGAGUGUAUGACAUCACCAAUGUGUUGGAUGGAAUCCACUUAAUUCAGAAAAGAUCUAAGAAUCUUAUCCAGUGGGUAGGUUCUAAUCUUGACCAAGUUGUUGGAAAAGCACCAGAGCAGCAAAACCUUAAAGAUGAACUUUCUGACUUGUCAGCCAUGGAAGAAGCUCUGGAUGAAUUAAUCAAGGAUUGUGCUCAUCAGUUAUUUGAACUAACAGAUGACAAAGAAAAUGCAAAACUAGCUUAUGUGACAUAUCAAGAUAUCCGUAGCAUUCAGGCAUUUCAAGAACAGAUUGUGAUUGCAAUCAAAGCUCCAGAGGAAACCAAAUUGGAAAUACCAAUUCCUAAAGAAGAUUGCAUAGAAGUACAUGUGAAGAGCACAAAAGGACCCAUUGAUGUGUAUCUAUGUGAGGUGGAACAGGAGAAGCCAGGUGCCAAAACUUUUGAAGAUAUGGAUACUGUCACUUCUGAAACUGAGCCAUCAGUUCCUCCUGAUGAAGUGAGACCUCCGGGGGAAGAAAAAAAACAAACCACCUGAGAUGAUGGAUUAAUUACAACUCAAAAAUCUAAUACAGAAUGUAAAUAUCUCUGUUUUAGAGCUUU
Messenger RNA from Balearica regulorum gibbericeps (East African grey crowned-crane), 785 nucleotides. NCBI's taxonomy places the organism in Eukaryota, Metazoa, Chordata, Aves, Gruiformes, Gruidae. The record is from RefSeq and is a predicted model, not a curated record.